AUGGCAAGAUUAAGACCCAGAAAACGAGAGCAUAUAGAAGUUGGAAUAGAUGAUGAGAGAGGGGAAGUAAAGUCGAAGUACUUCAAGACUGAUCCAAGUGUUGAGAAAGUUAAAGAAGAGAAAUCAUUACUGCCCAUUGAGGAGCCUGUAGAUGUUGAAUGGAUAAAGACCUUAAAUUCUGCGGAAUAUUUUAAAUGGAUUACGAAAGUAACAGAUGAUAGACCUGAACACUGGAAUGAACCUUUAAAUCCUGAUAUUUUCCUCAAUAGACCUGAAGGUGCGCCCCCCUUGCCGGAGAAUUUCAUUCCCAUCUAUACUAGAGUGCGACUGAUGAGGUCAAAGAUCAAGACUCCAGUAGAUUCAGUUGGAUGUGCGGCCAUACCAAUCACAGUUAGUGCCAAAUGUGACAUUUCUCUAGAUGCUAUUUCACCGAAGAACUACAGAUUGCAACUCCUGGUAGCAUUGAUGUUAUCUGCGCAGACGAAGGAUGAGUUGAAUGCUCAGGCAAUGUUGAACUUGAUAAGGUAUUGCAUAGACGAGUUACACAUACCACAAGGUCUCACUUUAGAGGCUUUACUCAAAAUUGACGAGAAGGUCCUAGUAAAUUUGAUUAGAACCGUUGGGUUCCAUAACAGAAAGGCGCAUUACGUGAAACAGACUGCCAAAAUUCUAGUUGAACAAUUUCAGUCCGACAUACCGACCGAUCUCGUGGGGAUUCUCUCACUGCCUGGUGUGGGGCCCAAGAUGGGUUUACUGGCAUUACAAAGAGCCUGGGGUAAGAUGGACGGGAUAGGCGUCGAUGUUCACGUUCAUAGGUUGUGCAAUAUGUGGGGAUGGGUCUCUAAAAAAUGUAAGACUGCGGACCAUACCAGAAAAGAUCUGGAAAGUUGGCUACCCAAGCCUCUUUGGUACGAGAUCAAUCCACUACUAGUUGGAUUCGGUCAAGUCAUCUGCAUGUCUAGAGGGAAAAGAUGUGAUUUAUGUCUGGCAAAUGACAUAUGCAAUGAUGUUGAUAAGAAGGUAAUGAUUAAAGCUGCUCAAGAGAAAAGGUCUGAUGAGCGGAUGCGCAAACGACCCAAUAGAGGUGAUUUCUCUCAAUGGUUAGAUUACCUGGCUAAAGAGGAUAAAUCUUUCAAAGUGAUAGACAGUGAGGAGGUAGCCAAACCACUGGAUGAAGGGUUUGCGUUAAUAAAGAAGGAUCCAGAUGGUGAUCUAACGUGA
Molecule: messenger RNA, 1221 nt
Organism: Torulaspora delbrueckii
Lineage: Eukaryota; Fungi; Ascomycota; Saccharomycetes; Saccharomycetales; Saccharomycetaceae
Product: endonuclease III domain-containing protein
Exons: 1
Coding region: 1-1221 (406 amino acids)
Biological process (GO): base-excision repair, AP site formation; base-excision repair; nucleotide-excision repair
Cellular component (GO): nucleus
Molecular function (GO): DNA-(apurinic or apyrimidinic site) endonuclease activity; oxidized pyrimidine nucleobase lesion DNA N-glycosylase activity
Source: RefSeq, a predicted model, not a curated record